CAAGAGUCAAGUUCUCAGUGUGGUCGAAUACUCUGCUUAAUAAUCUGUUGUGGCUGGCUUAGCCGAAAAGGAGUACAAACCUCUCCUGUUUUGCAUUAAAAAUCGAAAGAUCACAUGGCUCCUAUUCCUCUGCUUGUUUUCUUAUUUCUCAUCGCUCAUUCUAUGCUUCUAAGCUCUGCUGAAGAAAAGGGCUCCCUUCCAAAAUGUCAACCAGUCCUUUGUGGAAAUGAUGAAGAGAAUGAGUUCUCUUUUAACAAUACUAUGAGCCCUGAAUGUGGGGAGCUCAAAGUGAAAUGUUCAGAAGAUGGACCGAAGAUCCAAUUCAAACCAGAAGGGCACUGGUUUAGAAUUGAGAAAAUCUCCCAGCUACAUUCUAAAAUUUCUAUUGUUGUUAAGGAGGAAGCAGUACCGUUUCCACCGCCGGAUUCUAACGAACGACGUUGCCAAUUUAUCAAUGAACACUCACUUCCGAGCCCAACUGAUUCAUCUCAUUUCUCUUCCUAUAACUAUACGGCUGACAACUUAUCAACGCUUUACAAUUGCGGCAGAAAUCUUUGCGUUACCACAAAAGAUUAUGAUGAAACUAAGUGCAGAGAGUAUGAUUUGCACUGCAAUCUUUCGUAUGGACAACAACGAUGUCCAAAUAUAACGCUUCCAUUUUCAUUUCCACCUCCAAAUUCAAAUUUCACUUUUAAAGUGCAAAUAAGCCCAACUUGUUUGGGAUGUCACAUGGAAGGAGGAAAUUGCCACGAUUUUCACGACGAAGAUCAAUUUCGGUGUAUUUUGCCGCAUAAAGGACAAACGAAGAAACUGAGCUUAGGACUAGGACUAGAACUAGCGGUUGCUUUUGGUGGAAUUGGGACACUUGUGGUUAUGUUGAUCUACUGCUUUAGGAAGAAACAUAAUCAUGCUCAUCAAAGUAUUGAGGCAUUCCUAAAGAACUGUGGUCCCCUUCAAAUUAGAAGAUACAGUUAUUCGAAUAUUAAGAAAAUGACAAACUCAUUUGAAGAAAAACUAGGCCAAGGAGGCUUUGGUAGUGUUUACAAAGGAAAAUUACAUGAUGGAGAUCUUGUUGCAGUGAAGAUGUUAAACAAAUUGAAAGCCAAUGAUGGUGAAGACUUUAUUAACGAGGUCGCAGCAAUCAGCAGAACUUCCCAUGUCAACGUUGUCAGAUUGUUAGGUUUUUGUUUUGAGGGUGCUAAAAAGGCUCUCAUCUAUGAGUUCAUGCCUAAUGGUUCUCUUGAAAAAUUUGUAUACAAUGAAAAUGAAACGGAAGAAUGUUAUCAAUUGGAUUGGGAAACAUACUAUCAAAUUUCACUUGGCACUGCUAGAGGACUAGAGUAUUUGCAUCGAGGUUGCAACACACGGAUUUUACAUUUUGACAUUAAACCUCAUAACAUCCUUCUUGAUGCAGAUUUUGUGCCCAAAAUAUCAGAUUUUGGCCUAGCCAAAAUCUGCACAAGGAAAGAUAGUCUAGUUUCAAUGUUAGGUCCAAGAGGUACUAUUGGGUAUAUUGCUCCAGAAGUUUUCUCUAGAAACUUUGGAGGGGUUUCCCACAAGUCUGAUGUAUAUAGUUAUGGAAUGAUGGUUCUAGAAAUGGUGGGAGGACGAAAAAAUGUCAAUAUUAGAGUUGAUAACAGUAGUGAAUUAUAUUUUCCGCAAUGGAUCUACGAGCGCCUUGAGCUUAAAGAACUAGGACUCAAGAGAAUUAUAAGUGAAGAAGACAAUGUAAAAUCAAGGAAGAUGAUUAUGACGAGCUUGUGGUGCAUACAGACUGAUCCCUCAAGCCGACCAACAAUGAGUAGAGUCAUAGAAAUGUUGGAAGGUAGCCUUGACUUAUUGCAAGUACCACCCAAGCCUUUCUUGUCUUCCCCGCCAAGAUCAUCACCAUAUGCUUCUUCCAACAUACUUAUUUCUCUAUGAGUAUAACAUUUCUUUGUAUAAAAAGACUGUAUGUAUGGAAGAACUUAUUUAAAGAGCAAAUUAUCUAGCAUCGAUUUUUGGGAAAAUUUCAAUUUUUUUUUCCAAAUGUUUAUUUAGCUCUAUCACAUGUCUUGAUAACUAUAAAAGCAUGACUUCAAUUAUUGAUAAACGAGUUUUAGACUUGUUUAUCCAUGUGUUUUUCAGGUAAAGUAUUAGGUGUUUGUUUUGCUUUGUUUUAUUUUAC
Humulus lupulus (European hop) is the source of this 2167-nucleotide messenger RNA. Its product is annotated as LEAF RUST 10 DISEASE-RESISTANCE LOCUS RECEPTOR-LIKE PROTEIN KINASE-like 2.1. Gene Ontology annotation, molecular function: ATP binding; protein kinase activity. The transcript has 3 exons. Lineage: Eukaryota; Viridiplantae; Streptophyta; Magnoliopsida; Rosales; Cannabaceae. The coding region runs from base 115 to 1923 and encodes 602 amino acids. Gene Ontology annotation, biological process: protein phosphorylation. The record is from RefSeq and is a predicted model, not a curated record.